Hipposideros armiger (great roundleaf bat) is the source of this 5249-nucleotide messenger RNA. RefSeq names its product protein kinase cAMP-dependent type II regulatory subunit alpha (gene PRKAR2A). Gene Ontology annotation, cellular component: cAMP-dependent protein kinase complex; cytosol. The coding region runs from base 302 to 1507 and encodes 401 amino acids. NCBI's taxonomy places the organism in Eukaryota, Metazoa, Chordata, Mammalia, Chiroptera, Hipposideridae. The transcript is spliced from 11 exons. The record is from RefSeq and is a predicted model, not a curated record. Gene Ontology annotation, biological process: negative regulation of cAMP-dependent protein kinase activity. Gene Ontology annotation, molecular function: cAMP-dependent protein kinase inhibitor activity; cAMP binding; protein kinase A catalytic subunit binding.
GCGUGCGUCACAACCCGGGCUCCUGCUCCGCCGUCCCGCCUGCCAGCUCGUCGGUCCCCGCGGCGGCGGCGGCGGCUGCUCAGUGACAGCGGCGGCGGCACCAGGACGACCGUAGCUUGGGUAGGGUCGUGCGGCCCGGAAACGCACAGCCGGCCGAAGGGCGGCGCGGCGCGAGGAAGGCCUGACCGGGGUCGCGCGUGAGGAGACCUCGCGGGCGCCCGGCGAGAGGCGGGCGUGAGGGAGAGCGGAGGCAGUGGCCGCCGGCGGCCCGGACCCGCCAGUCCUCGCGGCCGCCGCCGGCAUGAGCCACAUCCAGAUCCCGCGGGGGCUCACGGAGCUGCUGCAGGGCUACACGGUGGAGGUGCUGCGGCAGCAGCCUCCAGACCUCGUCGACUUCGCGGUGGACUAUUUCACCCGCCUGCGCGAGGCCCGCGCCCAAGCCGCCAGCCCGCCCGACACCCCUCCUUCCGGCUGCCAGGGUCUAGAGCCCAGCCCUGGCCUUGUCGCCGACGCGAACGAGGGCAGCGAGACCGAGGACGACGAGGACUUGGACGUUCCAAUUCCUGGUAGAUUUGAUCGGCGAGUGUCAGUCUGUGCUGAGGCCUUUAACCCUGAUGAGGAAGAGGAAGAUACUGAUCCGAGGGUGAUUCAUCCUAAAACUGAUCAACAGAGAUGCAGACUUCAGGACGCUUGCAAAGAUAUUCUCCUUUUCAAAAAUCUUGAUCAGGAACAGCUUUCUCAAGUCCUCGAUGCCAUGUUUGAAAGGACAGUCAAAGUUGAUGAGCAUGUUAUUGACCAAGGAGAUGACGGAGACAACUUUUAUGUUAUAGAACGGGGAACUUAUGAUAUUUUAGUAACAAAAGAUAAUCAAACCCGCUCUGUUGGUCAGUAUGACAACCGUGGCAGUUUUGGAGAACUAGCUCUGAUGUACAACACUCCGAGAGCUGCUACCAUUGUCGCCACUUCAGAAGGCUCUCUUUGGGGACUGGACCGUGUGACUUUUAGAAGAAUCAUAGUGAAAAACAAUGCAAAAAAGCGGAGGAUGUUUGAAACAUUCAUUGAAUCUGUUCCCCUCCUUAAAUCUCUAGAGGUGUCAGAACGAAUGAAGAUUGUGGAUGUAAUAGGAGAGAAGACCUAUAAGGAUGGAGAGCGUAUAAUCGCUCAGGGUGAAAAGGCUGAUAGCUUUUACAUUAUAGAGUCUGGCGAAGUGAGCAUCUUGAUUAGAAGCAAGACUAAAGCCAACAAAGAUUCUGGGAACCAGGAGGUCGAGAUUGCCCGCUGCCAUAAGGGGCAAUACUUUGGAGAGCUUGCACUGGUCACCAACAAACCCAGAGCUGCUUCGGCUUAUGCAGUGGGAGAUGUCAAAUGCUUAGUUAUGGAUGUACAAGCAUUCGAGAGGCUUCUGGGGCCCUGCAUGGACAUCAUGAAGAGGAACAUCUCACACUAUGAGGAACAGCUGGUGAAGAUGUUUGGCUCCAGCAUGGAUCUGAUCGAUCCCGGGGAGUAGGUGUGCCACACCCCAGAGCCUUCUCAGUGUGACACCAAAACCUUCCGGUCAGCCACAGAACACACACAGAAAACAGACACAACAGAACUAUUCCUGCUGUUGCCACCUCUGCUGCCAUUACUAUGGCUGUGGGCAUUUAGAAAACUUGAAAGUCAGCACUAAAGGAUAGGUAGAGGUUUGACUUGCACCUCCACUUUUCUCUGACAGCCCAUUAUUAAACCAUUUGUAAUGAUUAUUCCAACCCAGUUUUCACAUCUUUGGUUCAAAAUGGCAUGUCUCUCCAACAAUUUAAGUGCCUGAUACAAAGUCCAAAGGGUAAACACCUUCCUUUCCUCUCUUGCUGCUACUGUUGCUUUUGGAAGUUACCACAGGUCUGCACAAACCUGCUGUAUAACUGUAGACACCCUCCCCCAACCCUUCUCAAGGGAGGAAAUGUUGUCGCCUUCGAUCUCCUCAUUUAUCCUUUGAGAAAGUCCACAUUUGUUCACAAUUGUAGCCUUUGGUUCUACAGUGGAAAAUGGUGGCAGAUAUGAUGGAGGUCUGUGUUCUUGUGGCAUUGUACUUUCUGCUGAAAGCUGCACACAUGACAGCUGUCUCCAAACUCACAGGGAUGCUGAGGGAAGGGCCCUGCCCAGGGCCCAGCAAAUCAGCACCCAAAACACACUGAUCCGUCAUUUUUCGCACAGACAGUUUGGGUUCAGCACGUUCUUCAGGUAGCAGAGAGCCAGGGAAGGCUUUCUGGGUUGGAGGGUUUGUUUUGUUUUCAUAGACUUUGUUUUGUUUUGUUUUGUUUAAUCUCUGUGCCAUUUGCAUGGAUGGAUUACUGUCCAUUUCUAAGGAGCCAGGGUCUGGAGGUGCCAUCACUUUAACUGACCCAAAUACUUUCCUGGAUAAUUCCCGCCCCCUCUUGUUUCCAGUUGUCUCUACUGGCUGGUGGCAGUGUGCCAGCAAGAGUCUGUCCUACAAAGAGAGCCCUUGACUUCUACUCUAGAGUUAACACAUAGCUUUGCUGCUGAACCAUCAAUUUUUAAACUCUUUAAAGAAGCAGCAGCUAUUUUUUUUUAAUUAAAAAAAUAUUUCUCUAUUUAGGGAAUUCCCCUCGGAUGUGUUUAUAUAUAUCAGUUUGUCAGCUGACUCAGGCAUUCAUCCUAAAGGUCAACUCUUUUGUUAGUUUUCAAAACUUGGCAUCAUUUACAGUUUUAUAGAAUUACUGUGAAGACCUUUCUAAUUAAGAUGUUAGGAUAUUUGGGGUUCCAAUUGUUAAUUCCAGGGGAAAGUAAUUUAGCUUGUAUUUUAAAACUUUUUUAGCCUUUUAAUUAUAACAGGUAGAAUUCUGAUGAAUUAUCCUAAUUAGCUAGAUACACUUCAGAAUGAAAUUUUUUCUUCAGAAUGACUUAGAAUCAGAUGUUACAAGAGCAAUGUGAAAUUUGCAUAAAGGUAAAUUUGAAUGUCAUAGCCAAGUUUAUAUUAAAUCAAGAAACCCUUUACGAUAUUUUUUAAAACUUAUGUAACUCAAUAAAUCCCUAAGAGAUCACAUGCUGGGGCUUGACUCAUUCCUAUUGUGGAUAGUGACGGAGCCCACAUGGUCACCUUCCAUUGUCCACAUAGGUCAGGCUCUGUUUUUGCCAGACAGUAUGGUCGAGAGAUUUCCAGAGUGGUGACUCACCACAGUCUUGGUGAAUUCUCCCUUUUUCUUGUGCUCCUUGGAGUGAAAGCAGGACUCUUUUCAGACUGCUCUAGGUAGCCUGCAUUGCAGCUCUCUGAAUUGUGAAACGUUGUAACUAAUACUCCAAAACAGGCAGCUAGCACUGGGAAAGCCAUGUGGGUUUUCCCACGAUUUUUUUUCUUUUCUGUGGUGUUGCUUUAUUAUCAAAUAAGUUAAGAAAGCAGACCUUGCACUUUAGCUGACAAGAACCACACCAGUUUUUUGCAAAGGAAACAGGUAUAUUGGGCUUCAAGAGUGACAUAGAAAUCUAGCCCCAGACUACGUGAGGACUGUGUUUAAACACCAAACAGAUGCUCCCUUUGCACCCCCACUCCAGCAUUAGUUAGGACUGGCUGUGAACUCCGUGCCAGAGUCACUUAUGCAUGCUUCUGGGGAGAAGCCUUCUCAUCCUGCCUUCUUGCACUUCCCAGUUUAGUCUUCUUCACAGAAGUCUCUUUGACACCCCCAACUCACUGAUGGUUGCUGUUUUACAGAGUAGAAUUCAUCAGGUUUAAGUCCUCCUGAUCUAAUUACACAUUGACAUAUAGAUGAUCAGUCUAGCCCUUCACGGCAUACAAGAGCCCCUUGGAGGUCUGGCUUGAGAAAGGGAGACCUGAAAGGGACCAGUGUAAGUGAAAUAGGACACAGCCAUUACCAAGGUGCCAGGAGUCUAACUGUUCAAUUCUCUUUGCAGGAUGGGAAGUCAAAGGUGGUAACAAGUUUAACUCAAGGCUCUGGUGUCCACUUUGUGCCAGGCAAGCCCUGCACUGAUGGUUGAGCCUCAUGGGGAGGGUGUGUUGGGAAGAGAUCCCUUUGUUAAUUGUUUCAUAUUGUUCUCUUCUGUGGGUUAGAGCUUCACGAGCCCUCUUUUCUGACUUUGCUAUUGAUUUUGGAUGGCGGAGAAUGUUCCUGAGAGCCUUGAGGUCCAACCUGCAGUAUUAUCUUUCCUUCUGGCCCCAGGUUAUCACAUCCACUCUCUUUUGGUUGUAUUCUCUGAAGGAAGGGUUCAUGGGUUCUGUCCCCUUAGUCGAGAGUCCUUAUAUAUAACUGUGUUAUAUGUAAUUGCCAUAGAUUCUCAGAAAGCAGGGUGGAGUUUUUCUUUGAGGAGUUUAAUGAGCAAAUUCAGCAGCGAAGUUGCAAGGAAUGGUUCUCUAGCUAGUAGAGGUCGUGUUCAUCCUCUUAUCGCCCAGAUUCUCUGCUCACAAUGGCAGAGUCAUCAGUGGUGCCGCUGGCAAACACCCUGGGCACACAGCAUUUCCAUGUUGUGUCACAGUGUACAAACCAAUCUCUCGUUUAGAAAAAUGGCAAGAGCAUUGUUUUGCACAAAGAGAAAAAAGACCCAUGAAUGUCAUCUUUUAUCUUUUGUUUUCAGUUGGCUGAUGUUGGAAUUUUUGUUCUUGACAUGCACUUGUAAACCAAUCUUGCCAAGAUACAAGUUGUUUUGGUUUUUCACUACAAUUACCUCUUGUUCCUCCUGUCUUGACUGCUGACGUUCCUCAAUGAUUCUAAUGUCUAUUUUAUGGGAAGCAGCCUUCCCGUGGGUUUCCUUUUACACACUGCAGGGCUAUCUUUAUACUUUUUAAAAAAAAAUUUAUAAAAAAAAAGGAGAAAACUGUCACUAACCUCAUGGGGGAUUUGCAGAAAACCAUUUAGCCCACCUUGAGCAAAAGGUAUACUCCUCAUUGUUUUCUUAAGCUCACUGUAUUAAAAGAAAUCUAAUUCAGCAUUAUUGUGCUACCUCAAAGGUAAAAAUGUUUUAAGGUCUUUUUUUGGUCCUGAGUUCUACACAUAGUGUUUGAAAUGUCUUUCAAUUGGAAUUAUUUUUAAAUCAUUGGGGAGAAUCUUAUUUUAACCUGUUUUACACUUGUAUUUUAAUCUCAGAAGAAUAAGUGAUUGGAAAAUUAUUAAUUCUUGCUCUGUAGUAUUGAACAUAUAAUUAAAGCAUUGUUUGCCAUAAACAAGGUUGGGAUUUUUAAAAAGGAAACUCUAGGGCUCGGCUUUGCUCUUGGUUAAUAAAGGCUGACAAAUCACGUCUGA